Messenger RNA from Symbiodinium sp. CCMP2456, 1308 nucleotides. Lineage: Eukaryota; Dinophyceae; Suessiales; Symbiodiniaceae. The record is from the annotation of a GenBank genome assembly.
AUGACAGAGGCCGAGGCCGUGUACCGCUACGAGUCCGGAUACAUCUCUCACAGCGCGAAGACAGAUUACGGGCCGCUGGAUUUCACUGGGCGCAUAGCCGGGGGAUUGCGGCUUGACAUUCGCAGAAGGGCGCCGCUAUUUUGCAGUGAUUGGACGGAUGCCUUCUUGCCAGAGAACUUCCAAAAGUCGGUGUCUUCAAUCUUGUAUCUGUUCAUAGCAGCCCUUGCCCCUGCGAUCACAUUCGGCAGCCGGUUCCUAGAUGGCACGAACGGCCAAUUCGGAGUGUUGGAGAUGAUCAUGAGUACUUCGAUUUCGGGCUUGAUCUUCUCAACAUUUGCGGGCCAACCUUUGUCGAUCCUUGGAGCUACGGGUCCCUUCUUGGCCUACACCUUGGUCGUCUACGACCUCGCCAUUGCAGUCGACAUCGAAUUCAUGCCAUUUUACUUCUGGACCUGCAUGUGGUGCUCGGUGUUCACGAUCCUCGUGGCGGUGUUCGACCUGUGUGCACUCAUGAAGCACGCCUCCUCUUCCUCCUCGACGGGUCUGGCCAUUUGCGGCCUCGGCGCCGCGGUCGGCGCUGCCAUCGCCGCGCCCAAGAAGGAGAGGGCGGCGCUCCGUGCCUUCGAGAAUGAGCUUGGCGUGCAGGCUCCCGUGGGCUUUUGGGAUCCCGCGGGCUUCACCUCGGAUGGUGACGCCAAGGACUUCUACCGCCGCCGCGUGGUAGAGAUCAAGCACGGACGCGUUUCAAUGCUCGCGUGCACCGGCUACAUCGUGCAGGAGUUCGUCCGCUUCCCGGGCUUUUUGUCCCCGAGCUCAGACAUCAAGUUCGCCGACAUCCCGAACGGGCUGAAGGCGGUCACCGUUGUGCCGGCAGUUGGCUGGUUCCAGUACACCGUCUUCUGCGGCCUUUGCGACCUGUGGAUUGCCGACCAGAGGCCCUCUAACCCUCCAGGCAAGCUCCAGACCCGACUUUUCGGUGAUACCGCUUUGAAUUACGACUACGGCUUCCUUGGAAUCCCAGCCUACCUCGGUGGCAAGCCCGUCGAGGAUCCGGAGUUCCUCGGUGAAUCUUCCCUUGGUUGUUGUUUCUUCCGUUGCUGCGAAGUGCACGGCAUAUCAACAGAUGCGAUGUGGAUUGAGCAAGUAAUGCGCGACCUUGAUAUGGUUCGUUCGCCCACCCGACCCCCUCUGACGAUCGGGUUGCCACCAGGCCGCGUGCUGGGUGCUAAGACUUUCGUGAAUUUCCUUCCUGCGCUCCCUUUGCGUGUGCUAUGCAGACGUUGGGAUGCUAUCGAAGAGGGGCUUUAA